Messenger RNA from Lolium perenne, 1595 nucleotides. RefSeq names its product serine/threonine-protein phosphatase PP2A-2 catalytic subunit. The record is from RefSeq and is a predicted model, not a curated record. Gene Ontology annotation, molecular function: protein serine/threonine phosphatase activity. Lineage: Eukaryota; Viridiplantae; Streptophyta; Magnoliopsida; Poales; Poaceae.
CGCAACGACAACGACGACCACCACCACCAUCUUCUCCGCUCCUCGGCCUCGCCGCGCCGCUAUCUAAACUAGGGGACGCAAUUAUAUAACCAUCGCCCCUUCCACCUUUCCACCCCUUUUGCCCCACCGCCCGUUCCCUCCCCCUCCCUUCCCACGCACGCACGCGCGCGCCGCCGAGAUCUGCCCAGAGUGGACCUCCGGCGAGGAUGAGCAGCCCCCAUGGCGGCCUCGACGAGCAGAUCGAGCGCCUCAUGCAGUGCAAGCCCCUACCCGAGCCCGAGGUUAAAGCGCUGUGCGAGAAGGCCAAGGAGAUUUUGAUGGAGGAGAGCAAUGUUCAGCCUGUAAAAAGUCCUGUUACAAUAUGUGGUGAUAUUCAUGGGCAGUUUCACGAUCUUGCAGAAUUGUUCAGAAUUGGUGGAAAGUGUCCAGAUACAAACUAUUUGUUUAUGGGAGAUUACGUAGAUCGUGGCUACUAUUCUGUCGAAACUGUGACGCUAUUGGUGUCUCUAAAAGUUCGUUACCCUCAGCGGAUCACUAUUCUCAGGGGAAACCAUGAAAGCCGACAGAUCACUCAAGUUUAUGGUUUCUACGACGAGUGCUUAAGGAAGUACGGAAAUGCAACGGUGUGGAAAACUUUUACGGAUCUGUUUGACUACUUCCCCUUGACAGCAUUGGUUGAAUCAGAAAUAUUUUGCUUGCACGGUGGAUUAUCACCAUCCAUCGAGACACUUGAUAACAUACGUAACUUUGACCGCAUCCAAGAAGUUCCUCAUGAAGGGCCCAUGUGCGAUCUUCUGUGGUCUGAUCCAGAUGAUCGAUGUGGUUGGGGUAUUUCUCCUCGAGGCGCUGGGUAUACCUUCGGACAGGAUAUAUCAGAGCAGUUCAACCAUACCAAUAAUUUAAGACUUAUUGCCAGAGCUCACCAGUUGGUCAUGGAGGGAUUCAACUGGGCUCAUGAGCAAAAAGUGGUCACCAUAUUUAGUGCACCUAAUUAUUGCUACCGCUGCGGAAACAUGGCAUCAAUCUUGGAAGUUGAUGAUUGCAGGGAGCAUACUUUCAUCCAGUUUGAGCCGGCCCCAAGAAGGGGAGAGCCAGACGUAACCCGUAGAACACCAGACUAUUUCCUGUGAUUUGACGAAAUUGGUGUUGGUCUCUGCACCAAAGGUUUGAUAGCUAGCUGAAGUUUCCUGGUUGAGAUAAUCUUUUUGCCCCGUGUGUUAUUCUUCUUAUUUUUUCCCCCAUGAUGCCUUUGGCUAUUGUGAGCUGCUUUGCUGCAUCGUGACUCAAGUGUAUACGUACAGCCUGGAAGGAUUCAUUGUGUUCUCACCACCUCUCUAACUGAUUUGAUGCUCUGCUUGGGGCCUGCAGCUAGUGACUUUUAAGCAUCAAGCAGCAUUUGUAUUAUGACAGGAACUAUUUCCCCUUUGUAAUUCAUUUUCCCCUUCAUCUAAUUUUCUUCUUAUGAUUCUUGUAGAGAUGAACAAUGUAGCUGUGCGGUUCUGUGUUGAGCCUUAGGGUCUUCUGAACUUGUCUUAAUUUGUCGUACAGAAAUACUUUGAAGAACUAGUAUGUUGAGCAACGGUUUUGUUGUGUUA